Molecule: messenger RNA, 1346 nt
Organism: Anopheles darlingi
Lineage: Eukaryota; Metazoa; Arthropoda; Insecta; Diptera; Culicidae
Gene: TFAM
Exons: 3
Coding region: 150-986 (278 amino acids)
Molecular function (GO): transcription cis-regulatory region binding
Source: RefSeq, a predicted model, not a curated record
AGCGCGCCCCCAAAAAACGUAAACAAAAGUGACAUCUUCAAAGCUGGUCGAGGAUCCCGCAUCGAAAUCUGUUGCGAGAACGAAAUCGCGAAAUUCAGGUAUUUCAUAGUUCGUUACAAGUGUAGCUGACUCGCCAAAAAGGAUACAAGAUGCAGCUGAAUUCGUUAAUUAAGCUGUUCAACGUCCCACGGCUGCUGUUGUCCUCCAGACAAAGUAACCUACCGUUGGCUACCGUUGCAACGCAAUCUUGCGGAUUCCACAGCACAGUCCCACUCGAGAAUGCCGCUGGCAAGGCUUCGGCGCCGCAAAAACCGAAGCGUCCCGUGAAUGCUUACAUAAGAUACGCGCAGAGCAUUCGGGCGGAUCUGGCCAAAGCCAACCCCAGUGCAUCCCAGAUGGACCUCGCGAAGCUCACGUCCGUCAAGUGGCAGACACUGGAUCCGCCAAGCAAAGCGCGGCUCGAGGAGGAGUACAAACGGGAGCUGGCCGUUUGGCUGCAGCAGAAUGCCAAAUACCUGAGCCAGCUCACCGAGGCCCAAAAGGAAGAGCUGAAGCAGGACAGGCAGCAGAAGGCCGAUGAUAAGGCGAAGCGUGAUCUCAAGCGCACCUUGAAGCAACUCGGACGUCCAAAGCGUCCGAUCAAUGGGUUCCUACGAUUCUGCGCGCAGUACAAACCGAAACCGGGUGUCACGCAGGGCGAACACAAGGAACAGAUGAAGGCACUCGGUGAGAAGUGGCGCGCUAUGUCGGAAAGCGAGAAGGAACGCUUCAAUCGAGAAGCAGAGCAGGCCAUCACGCAGUACCAGGAAGAAAUGAAGCAGUGGGAAGAUAAGAUGCUCGCGAUGGAUAACGGGGAUUUGGUUCGACGAAAGAAUGCUCUGCUCAGUCCAGCAGCGGCCGCCCCGGGUGGGAAGACGCGCCUUGGGAAGAAGGAGCAGACAGGAGCAGCGAGCGGUCGUCCCGCGGCCGGUGGUGCUCGUGCAUAGGAACUCGGGUGUCCCCAUCAAGUGGAGGUGGUCAAUAGUGCUACGGUGCGUAGCGAACCAAAGCAAAACCUAUCGAUGGCGCCAACACCCCACGAUAGGGACACGAGUGACGUACGAUCGGUGCAGAGCGCGGUAGUUCCGUCUGCCACCGAGCAAGUGGUGCCAUCAGUUACAGUAUCUCAGCCAGAACCAUCACCAGCAGAGCGUGUGAAGAAGCAGCAGGAAGAGGUGUGCUGGCUACUGUUCGUGCGUGGCUUACUGCAGCCCGACUGGGAGCAGUUUUUCGAAGAGAUAAAAUGGUAAUAAGUAACUUAUAAAGAGCAAAACAAGAAAUGGAACUUUAGAAGAUACAAUCGAGAG